Molecule: messenger RNA, 1716 nt
Organism: Brettanomyces nanus
Lineage: Eukaryota; Fungi; Ascomycota; Pichiomycetes; Pichiales; Pichiaceae
Exons: 1
Coding region: 1-1716 (571 amino acids)
Molecular function (GO): metal ion binding
Source: RefSeq, a predicted model, not a curated record
AUGGCCUCAAGACUCACACCAGAAGGUCUUCAUCUGCAGCGUAUGGAUAGCAGCAAUUACACAGCUGCUCAUGCUGGGGUUCAGAGUUUGGGGCGUUCUAGAACGUCACAGUUAAGUAAAGAGGUAGCAGAAGCGAAGAUUGUCUCCCAAGUGGGAGAUGCUACAGCACCUGUUGGUGAUAUGGCGGCUUCCGAUGGAGCUUUAGGGACAAGAGAAAAGGUAGACCCGCCUCAGCGAAACUCAGAGCCAACUUUCGAGCCAACACUUGAGCCCACGCUUGAGCCCACGCUUGAGCCCACGCUUGAGCCCACGCUUGAGCCAACACUUGAGCCAACACAUGAGUCAACACAUGAGUCAACACUUGAGCCAACACAUGAAUCAACAUUCAAAAACUUGUCUUUAUCAGAGUCUCCAUCCAAGGCUCUUUCGAAGUCUCAACAAAUAGAUAAGCCCCUCUACAGCUUGAAAUCGGUGGUCCCGACUAUUCAGAACGCCGAAGAUAUGGUGCCCGAUGUGGGGGACCCGUCGAAUGAUCAGAACCCGCUUUAUUCUAACAUUCAUUUUUCACAGUCUUCGUCUCAUGAUAAUAACGUCGAUGUGCAAAGAUUCGAUAUAGCGAGAAAAAUGAAGGCCAAAAAGGAGGCAGAUAGAGCUCUGAGGGAGCCUAAAACGGCCUCUCCACCAGGGCCAGCCAGCAAUAGUGUUCCUGCAAAUAAGAAAGCUUCUCCUCAUAAUUUAGCCAUCCAUGAAGGUGAUUCUUCUCUCCAGUGUGAUCACCCUUUACCUACUAAGAAGAGACUUUCAAAAAUAGAGGCUCCUAAGGUUCGUAGGCAUUCAGAGUUCCCAGUGGUCGGAGGUUCUCCAGUUGUUGGAAUGGCUCCCUCAGCAGCAUUACCUAUACGUCCUGCUACUAUUCUGAAUAAUGCUUCGGCCUCGGUCUCUUAUGGUAUUUCAUCGAGUGUUCCUGUUGCCUCAACGAGAUCCAUAGAAGCUCAUUUGCCUCCACGGAGGCCUGCUUCUCCCUUCAAGGACUCUUCAAAUAUUGACUUGAAGCAGAUCAACGGUCAGAGGAGGCCAAUGUAUACACCUGCGGUACUCAGGUCUACCACCACACUCACAGAUGUUGAUGUUUCGAGCCCUGAUAGUGUUGAAGGAUGUUCGGGUAGGCCUCGGUUGGUUUCAUCAAGUUCCACUUCUUCAAUGGCUUCUACUAAUUCCAUAGCAUCUUAUUGGAGCUAUCUUCGCGGUGGCUUUGAAGGCAAUUCAUCUUCUCUUGGCGUUCAAAGAGAGGAUUGGGGACCUACAAGAGCUCAUUGGAAGCCGGACCCAUCAUAUUUCAGUUGCCAUGGCUGCGGAAAAGUGUUCAACUACAUGACCCCCUCAAGACGAAAACAUCAUUGUCGAUAUUGUGGCGAGUUGUUUUGUGGGGAUUGCCUCAAGAACUACAUAUAUCUUGAUAAGGAUGCCAAAUUUGCUAUCUUCGGCUCACAUACCAGUGAUAAGAAAUAUCUCUGUAAAGUGUGUUUCCCAUGUGCUCAGAAAUAUGAGCAGUUUGUUAAAGAUCAUGCCACUAGAGAUCAUAACUUGGGUUCCAAUACGUCGUCUAAUGACUACGAAAGAAGUAAAAACGUGACCAGUCGCAGGGGAACGAUAACCAGCAAUAAUGCCGGUAGUACCAACGUGAUUCCUCCUGAUUGGGAUUGGAGCUCAUUUUAA